AUGCUCCCGGUGUCAUUAGUGUCCCCUGGGCUUUGCCCCCCGCACGCAGACGACGGUGGCUUUGAGAGCGGCGCCUACAACAACUCGGCCAUCCGGACGCCCAACCUGGACGCGCUGGCCCGGCGCAGUGUGGUCUUCCAGAACGCCUUCACCUCCGUCAGCAGCUGCUCCCCCAGCCGCGCCAGCAUCCUGACCGGCUUACCCCAGCACCAGAAUGGGAUGUACGGGCUGCACCAGGACGUGCACCACUUCAACUCCUUCGACAGCGUGCGGAGCCUGCCCCGGCUGCUCAGCCAAGCCCGCGUCCGGACAGGGAUAAUUGGGAAGAAGCACGUUGGGCCCGAGGCUGUUUACCCCUUCGACUUCGCCUACACAGAGGAGAACAGUUCGGUCUUGCAGGUUGGGAGAAACAUCACUCGAAUCAAAGCGCUCGUCCGGCGCUUUCUGCAGAGCCAGGACGAGAGGUCUUUCUUCCUCUAUGUCGCCUUCCAUGACCCCCACCGCUGCGGGCACUCCCAGCCCCAGUACGGGGCCUUCUGUGAGAAAUUCGGCAACGGAGAGAGCGGCAUGGGCUGGAUCCCAGACUGGAAGCCACAGCUCUACCACCCAGAGCAAGUGCAGGUCCCCCACUUUGUUCCAGACACGCCGGCUGCCCGGGCAGACCUGGCAGCCCAGUACACAACCAUCGGGCGCAUGGAUCAAGGGAUCGGGCUGGUCCUGGAGGAGCUGCGGCGUGCCGGCUUCCUCAACAGCACGCUGGUGAUCUACACCUCUGACAACGGCAUCCCUUUCCCCAGCGGCAGGACCAACCUCUACCGGUCGGGCACCGCCGAGCCCCUGCUGAUCUCCUCCCCCGAGCACACCGAGCGCUGGGGGCAGGUCAGCCAGGCCUUCGCCACCCUCCUGGAUCUCACACCGACCAUUUUGGACUGGUUCUCCAUCCCCUACCCUUCUUACAGCAUCUUUGGCACAAAGCGGGUGCAGCUCACCGGAAAGUCUCUCCUGCCAGCACUGGAGUCGGAGCAGCCCUGGGACACCGCCUUCAGCAGCCAGAGCCACCACGAGGUGACCAUGUACUACCCCAUGCGAGCCGUCCAGCAUCAGCAGUUCCGCCUCAUUCACAACCUCAACUACAAGAUGCCAUUUCCCAUCGACCAGGACUUUUACAUCUCGCCCACUUUCCAAGACCUGCUCAACCGCACCAGGGCCGGGCAGCCAACCCACUGGAACAAGACCCUGCACCAGUACUACUACAGGGACCGCUGGGAGCUCUUUGACUGCAGCCGCGACCCCACCGAGAGCCAGAACCUGGCUCCCGAUCCCCGCUACGCCGCCGUCUUCCAGCUGCUUCGCGCGCAGCUCUUGAAGUGGCAGUGGGACACGGGUGACCCCUGGGUGUGUGCCCCCGACGCUGUCCUGGAGGAGAAACUGAGCCCCCCGUGCCGGCCGCUGCACAACGAGCUGUGAGCCUCGGCUCUGCCUGGC
Molecule: messenger RNA, 1485 nt
Organism: Nipponia nippon (crested ibis)
Lineage: Eukaryota; Metazoa; Chordata; Aves; Pelecaniformes; Threskiornithidae
Source: RefSeq, a predicted model, not a curated record